AUGUUCAAGAAGGCUCCAACUGAGAUCGAUGAUCUCAAGAAGGACGUCCUAUCAAAAGAUAAGAUUUUUGAUAACCAAGUUGCCCAGAUUAAGCAGAUGAUAGAUUGGAUGACUGAAAUAUCAACGAAGUUGGAGAAGAACAAGGUUGCCAAGGCUGAGGCGGAGCGUCAAAUGAAUGAGGUUGAGCUAAAGGUGUCCAUCGCUGAGAGUAAGUAUGCAUCAUUGAGUGAGAAAAUUGGGAAGUUUAGGAGUUCCUUGGAGGAGGUCUCCAAAUGGGAGGAGACCAUUCAGGAAAUGGUCGCCCAAUAUGAAAACGAGAUUUUCUUGAUCUUUAGGGAGCUAAAGAAUAAAUCCUUCAAGGAGGGUUGUGAUGUUGUCCAUUGUGCUACUGGUGUGCCCUCAAAUUCGACGCUCUUUCAAAAGCAUACAGUUGGGCCCACACCUUUGGUGGCCAAGGGAUCUAACACAGUGCAACUUCUUAAGAAGGUCCUCCCAAUGCGAAAUAGUCAGGCCAAAGAUCUGUCGGUGGAUAUCAUGGAUUUGCUAGGUGAAGACCCAAAUAAGAGGGAAGAAAAUGUCCACGGCGGUGGCGGCUUAGCUUAA
This is a messenger RNA of Ilex paraguariensis (yerba mate), 603 nucleotides long. Lineage: Eukaryota; Viridiplantae; Streptophyta; Magnoliopsida; Aquifoliales; Aquifoliaceae. The record is from the annotation of a GenBank genome assembly.